AUGAAGAGUGUUAUCUCUAUUGCGUUCGCUACUUUGCUGGCCGUCGGCCAGGCUUCGUCGUGGGGCUCGAACGAGUCCUAUUCAGUCCCGGAAAUCGCCAACAAUAAGUGUAAUGACGACCAGGAGAAGGGAUUUACCUGGUCUGGUCUGGCUACCGGCUCUUUCGACCAGUAUGGCGGCAUGAAAUUUUCCGAAUUUACCUGCAGCAACACUUUUGGUGGCAAAGCUGACAAAUGUAUCACUGCUACUGCUACCAAGAGUGCUAGCUCCGGUGAUAGCUCGUCCGCACCUUCAUUUUCUACGGGCAGUGAUGCCAACGACUUCUCCGUUGCUAAUAUUAAGAUCUCGACCUCCAAGGGAACCGACAUGCUGGUCAUCUACAACAUGCCCAAUGGCCAAAAGUGCCACGGGACUGCUUCCGUCUCCACUGCUGUUACUACCAUUACUAAUGACCAGUGUGGUGGUGCUGAGUCUGUUCAAUUCGCUCUGCCCAAUGGCAGCAAGGACGCCAGCAUCGAUUUCGCAAUCUACAGUAUUGACUUUGACUGCACAUCGGGCACUACCAGCUCUGCAUCGGCCCAGAGCACUGCUUCCAUUUCGGCCCGUGGCGUUCUUCCUCGCAACUUCGAAAGCUCGUCCAUUCCAUAUGUUCCUCCUACCACGUCUGAUUCGUCACUCCAGUCUACCUCGAGCAGUCUUCUCGUUGUGAUCCCCGAGUCUUCGGACUCGUCGUCCUCGACAACCUCGAGCUCUGCCGUCCCGGUGGUUCCCGAGUCUAGUUCGCCUGCAUCUGCCUCUCCGAGCUCUUCUUUGCCAUUAAUAGUUCCGGUUUUGCAGAGCUCAGUCCCAUCUGGUACCUCAACGUCUUCGGCGCCCAUCAUUCCAGCGGUCUCUACCUCUUCACCGGUUGCGGGCAAAAACUCUCCUGCUGCGAGUGCUUCAGCUAGCUGGACCACUUCCACCGUUUACACGACUGAGGAGAUUACCAUCACAAGUUGUGCCGCCACUAUCACGGACUGCCCUGCGGACUCAACCAAAGUGGUCACCUCUACCAGAGCUAUCUCAACCACGUCGACCCCUGCUCCUGGCUCGAGCAGUGCAUCCCCUGCAUUAUCUCCCACAGGCUCGUCUGCUGUUCCCUCGGCUUCUUCUCCCUCUGGAUUGGUCUCGACAUCGGCUGGCUCGUUAAUUCCAUCUGGAUCAUCGCCUGUCAGUGGAUCGUCAGUUCCUUCUGGCUCAUCGCCUGCCAGUGGAUCCACACCCCCUUCGGUCAGUUCCAGUGUCCAAUGGACCACAUCAACUGUGUGGACGACUGAGGAGUUUACUAUCACAAGUUGUGCCGCCACGAUCACAAACUGCCCCGCGGACUCCACCAAAGUAGUCACAUCCACCAGAGCUAUCUCAACUACAGUCUGCCCUGUGACUCAGACUGGCUCAGCUACCCAGUCUUCUGCUGCCCAGUCCACCCCUCUGCAGACUUCCUCACUUGAUGUGAGUGGUAGCUUGCCUGCCAGCUCGCCCGUGAGCACAUCUAGCUCCUCUGGCGCUACCGCAUCUGCUGGCUCUUCCGGAUCCUCGCCGGUUACUGGAACUAUAACAUCCUCGGCCAGUGCUUCCUCUUUCACGACCUCAACUGUUUUCACGACCAGCGAGUUCACUGUUACUAGUUGUGCAGCAACCAUCACAGAUUGUCCUGCGGACUCGACCAAGGUAGUUACCUCUACCAUCGCUCUGUACACCACAGUGUGCCCUGUGACUGCAACGGAGACCUUUGCCAGUCAGACUUCUUCUGCUGAGUCGUCUGUGGUGCCAUCCACUCAAUCUAGCCCUAGCAGUAGCUUGCCUGCAUCUUCCUCCGCUAUUCCUUCGGGCUCUUCCCCAGUCACUGGCUCCGCCAGUUCAUCUGCUGCUGAGACUACCCCUGCUGGCCAUACUUCCCCUGUCAGUCCAUCCGCUGGUCCUUCGGCGUCUUCUUCCACUGGAUCAGUCUCGACUUCUGCUGGGUCGUCAAUCCCUUAUGGUUCAUCCUCCGUCACUGGAUCCAUCACAUCUACAAGCGUUUCUCAGUGGACUACAUCCACGAUCUAUACGACUAGCGAGAUUACAAUUACUAGCUGCGCCGCCACUAUUACGGACUGUCCGGCCGACUCUACCAGGGUGGUCACUUCUACUAUUGCUAUCCAGACUACUGUUUGCCCAGUCACCGAGACUACUUCGUCUGAGUCGACUUCGGCACCGUCAGUUGGAGCCAGCCCCAGUGGAAGCUUGCCUGCGACUUCUUCUGCCGUUCCCUCAGGCUCGUCGCCGGUCACCGGCUCCGUUAGUUCAUCUGCUGGUGGGACUACCCCGGCUGGUGAGACUUCUCCUGCCGUAUCAACCCCUGCUGGCCCCAGUGGCUCUUCUCCGGUCUCUGGUUCCAUCACAUCAUCUGCUAGUGUGUCAAAGUGGACCACAUCUACUAUCUACACGACUAGUGAGGUGACUGUUACCAGAUGCGCUUCUACCGUGACGAACUGCCCCGCGGACUCUACCACAGUGUACACUUCUACCAUCCCUGUUAGGACGACCAUCUGUCCUGUAACUGAGACGACCGUGGGUGAGACAUCUCCUGCUGGCAAGUCUACUACUGCGACCCAGACUAUUUCGGUUGGUCAGACAACCCCUGUUGAAUCAGGCUCUGCUACAUCGACCCCGGCUGAGUCUAGCCCUGCCGAAUCAAGCCCCGUCGCGUCGACUUCUGUCGGCCCCUCAGGUUCUUCACCGGUCACUGGUACCAUCACGUCUUCUGCAAGUGUUUCGCAGUGGACUACAUCCACGAUCUAUUCGACCAGCGAAAUCACCAUCACCAGCUGUGCCCCGACGGUUACUAACUGCCCGGCCGACUCUACCACGGUGGUCACCUCCACUAUUGCUAUCCGAACUACCGUGUGUCCUGUCACGGAGACCACAUCAGCUGGAGAAACCUCUACUGCUGCUCAGACAUCUCCAGUUGUUCACACUUCUUCCGUCACUGUGACUUCCCCCGCUGCUGAAACUUCCACGGCCAUAGUAACUACCCCGGAAGGGACAUCUGUUGUUCCCAGUGGCUCUUCUCCGGUUACCGCGAGCUCUUCAGUUCCAGCUGGUGGCAGUUCGUCGGUGCCUUCAGUACCGCAAGAAUCGACAGUCACUGAAAUCACCUACACCACCACGACUGUGUGCCCGGUCACUGCCACUAUUAGCUCGGGAUCGUCAUACUAUGUCACUACUUCUACCACCUUGUCAACCAUCGUUGUGACCUCGGCCUCAACUAUCCCAGUUAUUGCGACUACUUCCGUUGUCAAGACAACUGUUGCUGAAACUAGCACUGCAUCUAUAACUGGUCCUUCUGAUGUUAGCCCUGUCUCUACAGCCGUACCCAGUGAUUCGACUACCACCAUAGUGACUUAUACUACCGUGACUACAUGCCCUGUUACGAACACGAUCACUACGGGUGGAUCCACUGUUCUUGUGCCUACCACGACUGUUUCCACCAUUGUUGUGACCACGGCCUCUACUAUCCCAGUUGUUGCUACUACUUCUGUCAUCGAGACAACUGCUGCUGAGACUAGCCCUACACCCACGGCCGGUCCUUCUGGUGUCAGCCCUGGAUCUAGUACUGCCCCAGAGGAAUCUAGCACGACCGUUGUGGUUUACACCACUGUCACUACCUGCCCUGUGACCAACACUGUCACUAGCGGUGGAUCUACUAUCCUUGUCCCCACUACUACCGUUUCCACUAUUGUUCUAACUUCCACUUCCGUCAUUUGCACCAAGUGUUCAGCUGGUGUUACUACUUCUGCACCUAGCAUCGCCGAGACAACUUUUGUUAAGACUACCGUUGCUGAAAGCAGCCCUGUACCUACAGCUGGCCCCUCCGGUGUCAGUCCAGAGUCUACAAUCACUCCCGAGGAUUCUAGCACAACCAUUAUGGUCUACACAACUGUUACUACCUGCCCUGUGACCAACACUGUUACUUCCGGUGGAUCUACUAUCCUUGUUCCUACCUCCACUGUUUCAACUGUCGUUCUCACCUCCACCUCUGUUAUUUGCACCAAAUGCUCAGCCGGCGCGACUGGUGUUCCCGAGACCAUUACCGUCACCGGUGGCACCGGCACCGUGGCCACCUCGAGCCCUGCUCCAUCCUCUCCUUGCCCCAGCACCGUCCCUCAAUGCAUCAACACCUGGCUCAGCGUGGUACCAAAGUGCAAAGACAACAGCGAUUCAAAGUGUUACUGCCCCAACAAAGAGUUCACCGAAAAGGUCAUCUCCUGUAUCGAUGCAUGGGGAACAUCCAAGUCCGAGAUCACGGCCGCACUAUCCUACUUCACUGGGAUUUGUGCAGCUUGGGUCCCCCAGAACCCCGGCAUCGUAACUGCCAUUCCUUCAACCAUCACCUUGGUCCCGACAGUCUCCGUCAGCGGCAGCGCCGGUCUUGCAACCGUGAGCGUGACCUCCGAACCCAAGCUGCCCUGCACAACCAUCACCUACUCAACAUACACAGUCACCGUGCCGCAGGUCAGCUUCGUAACCUCGACACUCACGGGCUCAUCCUACACCACCCCAACAGUCGGGCUAGUGCCAGCCGGCCCCAGCAGCGCUCGACCCUCCUGGACAGGCCGGAUCCCAGUCCCACACGCCUCCUCCUCAAGAAUAGCAACCUCCUCCAGCAUCUCUUACGCGGCCGCGAAAGCCACCCCCACGCCAGUCUGGAACGCAGCCCCGAGCGUGUCAACCUCAUGGGGCAUGAUGCUAGGCUUCCUAGCAACGCUCAUUGGGCUUGUCAUCUAG
This is a messenger RNA of Penicillium atrosanguineum, 4809 nucleotides long. Its product is annotated as extracellular serine-threonine rich protein. The record is from RefSeq and is a predicted model, not a curated record. NCBI's taxonomy places the organism in Eukaryota, Fungi, Ascomycota, Eurotiomycetes, Eurotiales, Aspergillaceae. The transcript is spliced from 4 exons. The coding region runs from base 1 to 4809 and encodes 1602 amino acids.